CAGCCCAACCAGAACCCAGCCGUCUCACCACUGUCCUUGCCUCCUCUCCUCCACACGCGAUGGCGGCGGCGGCGGCGGCGACUCCGGCGGGCGGGUACUCGUGCGAGACGGCGGAGCAGACCCGCGAGUGGAUGGAGGCCAUCGCCGCAUUCCUCCGCCUGCACCGCCCUCUCCUCGAGGCGCACGUCGUCAACUUCUUCAAGGAUCGGCUGUGGGAGAUGGUGGACGCGGAGUGGAUGGAGUGCCUCCGCAGGGAGCCCGUGGAGAGCUUGCUCGUGUUGCCAUCCGGAUGUGUUCAGGAGCACUGGCCGAGUGCACUGCGAGAUUUCGUAGUCACUGCUAGGUCACUUGUUCUUCCACGGGAGCAGAAGUCACCACGAUCACUCCUACCUGAUUUGCAUGUAGCAUCAAUUAAUACUGUUCUCGCUCAAGGCAUGAACUCUAAGAAGAAACAUGAAAUCGAAACUCUAGCUGGGAUUGUUCAUGCAAUUACUAAGAGUUGUGGAGCAAAGACAGUGAUUGAUGUAGGUUCUGGUCAGGGUUAUCUUGCCCAAGCUUUAUCUUUUGAGUAUCAACUCCCUGUUGUAGCAAUAGAUGCUUCGUCACAUCAUGCAACAGUUACAAAUACUCGUGCAGAGAGAAUAAAGAAGCACUAUGCUGCUAAGUGUGUGGGGAAGCAACAGCUCAUUGUUCCUAGAACUGUUACUUGCCAUGUACUUUGUAGCGACACAUUGGCAGCUGUGACAUUAGAAGCAUGUCAGGAUAACCAUGCUGAACAUGUACCAGAAAGUAAGAUCUUCAAUGAGAGUACUCAACAGAUCGAGAAACCAAAUCACAGCAUUCCUCCAUUAGUCCUUGCUGGUCUUCAUGCUUGUGGUGAUCUUUCAGUUAACAUGCUAAGGGUUUUUGUGUCGUGUAAACAAGUAAAAGCAUUGAUAAGUAUUGGUUGUUGCUACAACUUGCUAUCUGAGGAAUGUCAUGAAGACACAAAGACAUGUCCUGGUUUUCCUAUGAGCAAGGCUGCUAAACUAUCUAAUUUGGUGCUUGGGAGAAGCAUCCGUGACGUAGGUUGCCAGAGUGCUGAGAGAUGGAGAAGUCUCACUAAGGAUAUCGCCAUACAAAAUUUUGAUAUACACGCCUUCCGUGCUGCAUUUCAAAUGGUGCUUGAGAAACAUUUCCCAGAGGUGUCAAGAUCGAGCCCAUCAAUUGGAAGGCAAGGAAAAGCACUGCGCCGUCAAAGGCUUCGGAAAGUUAUGGAAUCCCAUAUGGCUAUUGGGAAAAUCAACGAAUUAUCUUAUUCUACCCCAAAAGAACAAAUCAUGACCAAAGAUGGUCGACUACCCACAAACCCUGAUGAAUUUGCGGUUGCUGUAGACUGCCGCCCUGAGCUUUCAGCAGGGUCUGUUGAUUCAGCUGUCUUUGGAGCCAGCAUUGUACCAGAUGACAUCUAUCUUGAUAAAUCUCAAAAGUUCACCCUUUUUAAAGAUUUCACUGUGUCUGGAUUAGGUCGCCUUGGCUGUGAUUUGGUGGAAGAUGUUAGUCUACUUGAAAUAUGGAAGGAUGUGCAACCAUUCAUGGAAUUUAUAGGUCCCUUCUGGUGCCUUCGGACUGCUUUAGGGCCACUGGUGGAAACAUAUAUUUUGCUUGAUCGGUUACUGUUUAUUCAAGAACAAGGCAGUGCUAUUGAAGCAUAUCUAUUUCCUCUGUUUGAUCCCACUAUGUCUCCAAGGAACAUGGCAAUAAUUGCAUGGAAGUCAUCUGCAAAUCUUUCAAAUGCAUGACAUGUAUUUUGCACAGGUAGGAGCGAAUUCUCAGUUUUCAACAUUGCAGAAGUCAUUGCAAAUCCAGAUACGGGAAUGUAGAAGAUAUUGCCCUCAAACAGUGUGCCUGUAUCCAAUAAAUGCUAAGUCAACAUCUAGAACGAUUCCAAUGCCUUCCAGUGCAUGUCUGCUUGUUUCUCUGAAGUGAUCAUCAUACAAGUUGCCACCAAAUUUCACAUUCCCUGCAAUAUGGUUUAUGCAAGAUUGGCAAGCUACACUUAUCAAGGAAAAAGUUCAUGAGACACCUUUUGCCAACAGAUAUACAUUCAUUCUUAUUAUUUAUACUGCUUUAUAGUGGAUUGAUCUUUAUAUUAUCCUAACUGCCUCAAAAAAUAUGUUCAACAAAUCAACAUUAAUGAAUUGUUUCUGAAAUGAGACUUUAACCCUUGCUUAUCUUUUUUCAAUCUGUAAACUUAUGUUUGAUAUAUGUGACAAAUCAUUUGGAGACGACAGCUCAGCAGGAUUGGCUGUAAGCUGCCUAAUUACAUUGACUGUUUACAAAAUUAUGUAUUGUCUCAUAAAAUACUGAACCCUGUUGGAUCUUUGAUGUGGCACGACCAAAGAGGAGGCUGGAGGAUGACUAAUGCAAGAGUUGACUUGCGUAAUUUAUAAGCUUCAUGUGCUGGUUCAUGAUUUUACCAGUAUAUUUGCGGUUUCAGGUUUCUCAUAGCUUAUCUCCAUACGUGUCUGUGUACACGUGUCUAGAAUUCUUGCAUUUUUAGUCCUCGUUUUUCUACCAUACUGUUCUUGUCGUAUACAAGCAUUCUUCAGUGGGUUUUCAACUCCUUGAAUUGUAAUGUUUACGGUUUUACCCAUAUUAAUAUUUUUUGAAAUUUUCUACUGCUGGCUUAACAAUUUUGAGAAAUGGAUUGGUUAUGUACUUUUGAGGA
Messenger RNA from Oryza brachyantha (malo sina), 2710 nucleotides. Its product is annotated as protein RRNAD1. Bases 60 to 1781 code for a protein of 573 amino acids. Lineage: Eukaryota; Viridiplantae; Streptophyta; Magnoliopsida; Poales; Poaceae. The transcript is spliced from 13 exons. The record is from RefSeq and is a predicted model, not a curated record.